AUUCCCGGCCUUACAUCCGCUCGUUGCAGUCUACUUUCGCGUCCUUUGCAGCAUUAUUAUUUGUGGGUAGCCAACGCGUGCCUCUACCUAGUGUCUAAGCUACUCGCAUUAUUUCCUGCCUUUCUCUAAGCCAUGGCAUCAAAAGCAGCAGUAGCCGCGGUUGACUUUACCCGCAUUUACUCGACACUUGGGCUCGGAAAAGAUACCAUCGCUGCUCUGCAGGCAUUCCGCAAACGGCACGGGGAUGCUCAACGCAUCCAGUCGCAAUAUGCAUCUCAACCCACGACCGUUGACCUCGCACACUACCGCUCUGUGCUGAAGAACACUGCAAUCGUCGACGAGGCUGAGAAACUGUUGAAAGAUUUCAAGGUUGUUACGUACGACGUGAAUGCCCACGUCAAAGCUAUCGAAACUUUUGAGGCUAAAGCGGUUGAGAAAGCCCAAGCGACUGCUGCCCAGAUUGACGUGGAACUGAAGGAGUUACAAGCAACGCUCGCUAACAUCGAAGAGGCUCGUCCGUUCGAAGACUUGACGGUGGAGGAUGUCGGCAAUGCCCACCCACGGAUACUGGAAGCCGUCGAGACCAUGGUCAAGAAGGGCAAAUGGACUGUACCGGGUUACAAAGAGAAGUUCGGCGACCUUUCGUUGAUGUGAGGUAUUGCUGUAACCUACAUAGAGCAUUGCACCGCAUUCCCUGUCCUGAUCGCAUCCUGAAUUCUAUAUAUGCUGGACAGACUAUACCUGUUCUGGUGCUCGUUCAUAAAACCUAAGUUGUUUAUCUGGAUUCUGGGCUUCUACUAGUAGUAGUACUAGUUAAGAUUUAGAGUUGCCCAAGUGCGGGGAAAUGAUAAACGAAGUUGAUUGGCUGACU
Messenger RNA from Suillus subalutaceus, 871 nucleotides. RefSeq names its product ATP7, subunit D of the stator stalk of mitochondrial F1F0 ATP synthase. The record is from RefSeq and is a predicted model, not a curated record. Gene Ontology annotation, molecular function: proton transmembrane transporter activity. The transcript has 6 exons. Bases 133 to 654 code for a protein of 173 amino acids. Lineage: Eukaryota; Fungi; Basidiomycota; Agaricomycetes; Boletales; Suillaceae. Gene Ontology annotation, biological process: proton motive force-driven ATP synthesis.